Molecule: messenger RNA, 2816 nt
Organism: Drosophila elegans
Lineage: Eukaryota; Metazoa; Arthropoda; Insecta; Diptera; Drosophilidae
Product: altered inheritance of mitochondria protein 21
Exons: 3
Coding region: 148-2487 (779 amino acids)
Source: RefSeq, a predicted model, not a curated record
UUAACGGCGACGGUUUGGCUUGUUUCGUCGCUUGAAAUUGGAAAACAGUCUCUCUCUCUCUCUGACUGCCUCGCUCGCCGCUCUCUUUGCGCUGCUGCUGUUGCAGAGAUUCGAAGAUCCCAAGAGUGAACGACCAACGACACAUCCAUGUUAAUGCCACGUUUUCUGGGCCUGAACGACAGCUCCUCGACGUCUGGCAGUCAUGGAGCUGCAGGAGCCCCCGCAAGCUCCGCUUCUUCGCCGACAACGGUGGCCGCUCACACGAAGAUGCGUUUGCUGAGCAAAGUGGAGCAAAACAUGCGUCAGAGCCAAGGUCACAUACCGAGCCAUCAAACGAGCGGCCAGGACGUCAACCACCUCCUGCACACGGCAUCCACUGGCAACGGAGUGGUGGGCGAUGUCGACGGACUGCUAACGCCCAUGCGCAUUAAAGCGCAUUUGUCGCCACCCUACUCCGCCAACAGUUCCGGCAAGUCCGAAUCCAUGGGCUCGAGCUCUCGGCCGGAACGCAACCUGUGGAGCCGGGCCGAGAUGCUGGAGAUGCUGAGCAUUAUGCAGAAUCUAAACGCCCUGGAGCAGCUAAAUGACCGGAACAUGAAGAGCGAACACGUCUUCCGGCAGAUCGAGGAUGUGAUGCGCAGCAAGGGCUAUGUGAAGAAGUCCAGCAUCCAGAUCUGGACCAAGUGGAAGUUCCUCAAGUCCACGUACAACACCACAACGCGUCAAGGCACCGGGGUGCCUAAAGUGGUGCCGGAGGAGGUGUACCGUGUGCUCUGCCGAAUGCUGAGGGACACAAACUACAGCGGCAGCAGCAGCAAUGUCAACGGCAGCCUCAGCGAAUGCGGCAACUCGAUGGACAGCACCAAAACAGUUGGCGAAGAGCCCAAGGAGGACAUCCUGGGCGUGGAGCAUCCCAUAUUUGGUUUCCGAUUGGGACCCAUCAAACCAGAGCCAAUCGAUACAGGCUAUGAGACGUCUCAGAAGCCAGACAUGGUGUCCGAACCAGAUAUGGAAGCCAUUGACUACGAGGCAGAGAGCUCCCAGACCGACAAUCACGACCAGGAGGAUGUGCCCCAUUUGCCGUUUAUAGUGUCCGUGAAACAUGAACCCGACAUGGACCUGGGCAUGGACACCACCAACACGCCGCCGCCCACGGCACCAGCAUCGCCCUCGCCACCUCCCGUGGCGCUGGAUGAGACCGACGACGAUCUGCCGUAUUCAUCCACCCCGGUCUCCGCUCUCCCUCCACUGCGCGUAGCCUCCUUUGCCAAGGACGAGUUGCGACGCCCCUCUCACGGCAUCCUGCAGAUUGAUCGGCCUCCGCCAACGCUCACCAAGAUGGGACACCAGAUACCCAGUCCGGGCCAGGCGAGCCGAUCCAUGCCGCUCCAGAGCACCAGCAGCAUAAACUUUGUGCAUCCGCACAGCAAGCUGAUGCUACCCCGCAAGCAGAACCCAAAUAACAGCCAACCCGGGCUGCGUCUGCCCAGGGACAUCAGUGUCCAGCCGACGGGCAUGCGGAUGAAGACGGUGCCCAUGCGGGAUACGGGUUACUCACUGCGGCCGGAGCGGAUGAUUCCCGACCUGGAUCAGGUCACGUCCAGUCCCCCACAGUCGCCGAUGGCCGCUCUCUUGGGCCGUGGACCGCCGCCCAAGUAUCCGAUGGCCGGGCAACAAAGUGGUGCCUCUACCAGCAGACAGGCUCACAUGAUGUCUUCCCACCAGUUGACUCCGCAGCAGCACCAGCAGCUCCAGCCGCGAAAGCGUCGCCUGGGUCAAAGUCCGGUUAUGGGCAUGCCAGUGGUGCCUGUUAAGCUGCAGCGCAGCUCCAAUAUGUACGAAUCGACUCCGAAAGGCAUUCGAUCUCAAUCUGGCAUAGGCGAAGAAAGCAAAAAAAAGACCAGCGAAGAAGAAACGAAGCAGCGCAAGAAGCGGCAGGAGGAUCUGUUCGCCAAAGAGCUCUCCCAACUGGCCACCGCGUUGCGCUCGGCCCAGAAGGAGAUGCUGCAGGACUUCUUCAUGCAGCAGAAGGAGAUUGCGCGGCGGGAGCACGAGUUUCAGCUGAAGCAGGAUACGAUGGUAAUGCGGGCACUGCGCAAGCAAACGGAUGUGUUGCUUAAAACCGCCAGCGAGUUGGCCAAUGGAACUUCUGAGGCAGCUAAAAGUGAACCGGAGCCUAAGCACGGUGCCGUUCCCGAAACUCAGAUGUCGGUUGAACCAGAAACAGAGAGGAAAAUCCUAGAAAGCGAAGAGGAGAAUAUUGAUGGAGAUGGGGAAGAAGAUGACGAUGUGGAGGAAACUAUGGGAGAGCCAGAAUGCGAAGACGAUGAAGUAGAAGAUGAGGAUGACAACGACGAAGAGGAGGAUGACGAGGAUAUCGAGGAGGACGAUGAAGAACACCUGGGCAUUGACAGCGACCUAGAAAUGCCCACCCUAGCCAUGUCCGAGUGCUCCACGCAAGUUGAAGUCAUCAACGAGGAACAGUAGUUGGCUUUGCCACCAACAUUAAAGUCUCCAUCUCCAAGUAUUACCCCAAAAAGAUAAACACCAUUGUUAAUACCGAUUCAUUCCAAUCGCAUUCCUUAAGCUAUAUAUAUACUAUAUGUAUUCCUAGAGCCAGACCCGCGCAUUGUUAAAAGACUUGAUUAUAUUUAAGCAUUAUUUCAUAAAUGAAACCUAAAGUAAACUAAAAUGUAUUUAUUGUUCAUCGACCGUCUAUGCCCCAAAGUGCUGUAAAGUUAAUGAAACCAGAAAAUACUUAGGUAACCAUAUGAUAUAUAUCAAAAUAUAUAUGUACCUUGUACAAUAACUGAAAA